UGUCUGGUCCCUCAAAGGCAAGCUCUAUGGCCCAGACUUCUCAUUUGUUAUCCUUUCUCUCAACAGAAAACAAGCCUGGAGUUUUAUAUUGACAUCCACGCCCACUCCACCAUGAUGAAUGGCUUCAUGUACGGCAACAUCUUUGAGGAUGAGGAACGAUUCCAGAGGCAGGCCAUUUUUCCCAAGCUCCUCUGCCAGAAUGCUGAGGACUUCUCCUAUUCCAGCACAUCCUUUAACCGGGACGCUGUGAAAGCAGGAACUGGCCGUCGCUUCCUCGGUGGACUCCUGGACCACACUUCCUAUUGCUACACCCUAGAGGUCUCCUUCUACAGCUACAUCAUCAGUGGCACCACAGCUGCUGUGCCCUACACUGAAGAAGCCUGUAUCCUUGGCUGUCCCCACCCAGCCUUGGGCCAGCCCUCAUCCAGCCCAGGGUAUCCAAGUCUGACAGGUCAGGAAUUAGGCCCCCAGCUCAGGUAAGGGCUGAGACUCUCAGAUGAGGAUGGAGGUGCUAGUUCUGCUGGUGGCAUCUUUGGAUUGUCCAGUUUGCCUCAGCCUUUAGUAUGACACUCCCACCCCAAUUGCCAUGCUCCAAAUCUUUCCCAGGCCACCUGAACCCAUGGCCUGCCCAUAUCUUACUCUGCCUCCAUCUCUCUCCCCUCUCUUCUCUCAUGAUGCAGCUAGUCUUCUGCCAUCUAAGCUAUGCAAGUCCACAGGCUGGAUGACACCCCCAGGGUUGCUGAGGAAGAGCUUGAUGAUCUUGACUCCUUCUAACCGUGAACAUACAAAACCAUAUUUUCUCUUUUCAUCUUUUGUCUAACCUGUCAUCUCCCACUUUCUUUUCCCUCUACUCACUAUUUCCCCUUCUACUUAUUUUUCUCCCCCUUGUUCCCUCUUCUUCUCUAUCCUCCUCCUCCCUCCUCACCUGUUCUGUGCUUCUCUCUCCUU
This is a messenger RNA of Chlorocebus sabaeus (green monkey), 948 nucleotides long. The record is from RefSeq and is a predicted model, not a curated record. Lineage: Eukaryota; Metazoa; Chordata; Mammalia; Primates; Cercopithecidae.